Molecule: messenger RNA, 1103 nt
Organism: Pseudogymnoascus verrucosus
Lineage: Eukaryota; Fungi; Ascomycota; Leotiomycetes; Thelebolales; Thelebolaceae
Exons: 1
Coding region: 248-1054 (268 amino acids)
Cellular component (GO): precatalytic spliceosome
Source: RefSeq, a predicted model, not a curated record
AUCAACUUUUGCGACAGCCUCAAGGAAACACUCCCCAACCAAACCGCUCCAAUCCAACAGCUAUCGCAGUACACUCCAUCAUAGCGCCAUUACCAUGCCCUACACCGAUAUCUCAAACUAAUCCAACUCGAAUUAUACCACACCAAGCCCGCGACAACCCCCUACCACCAACAGAACCCACGAGCUACGCCAUCGCCACCGUCACCACGCCCGAACCUCCUCCACAUCUCCUCCACCCACCACCACAAUGUCCGGCCACCACCGCGCCGACGAAAAGCGCUUCCUCGACGAGCGCGGCUCCUCCGCCCCCCUCGCCCCCAACGGCCUCAACCCCGCCACCAUCUUCGAGAAGCCCGUGCGCGAGCGCAUCAUCGACUGCUACUUCUGGAAAGACCAGUGCUUCGCGCUGAACGAGGCCGAUAUCGUGAGUCGCGUGGUCGAGCACGUUCAUUUCGUGGCGGGGACAUACGGUGACUCGCAACGGCCGUCGCCGUUCCUGUGUCUGGCGUUCAAACUACUACAGCUGGGGCCGGGGGACGACAUUCUGAAGGAGUACCUGGGGUAUGGGGGCGAGCGAUUCAAGUAUUUGAGGGCGCUGGCGUGCUUUUAUGUGAGGUUGACGAGGCCGGCGAAGCAGGUUUAUGAGACGCUGGAGCCGUAUUUGGAGGAUGGGAGAAAGCUGAGGAGGAGGGGGAGGCAGGGGACGAGCUUGACAUUUGUGGAUCAGUUUGUGGAUGAGCUGUUGACGAAGGAGAGGAUAUGCGCGACGAGUCUGUGGAAGAUGCCGAAGAGGGAGCAGCUGGAGGAUAUGGAGGUGUUGGAGCCGCGGGUUAGUGCGUUGGGGGAUAUUGAGGCGUUGUUGGAGGAAGAGGAGGAUGAUGUGGUGAUGUUGGAGGGCGAGAAUGGGAGACCUGAGAGUGAUGUUGAUGAGGGUAGUGAGGAGGGGAGAGUAAGGAGUCCUGGCGAAGAAUUUGGGAGAGAGAUGAGCAAUGAUAGUGAUGGGAGGAGAAGAACGAGUAGGGAAGACGAUGUGAGGAGUGGGAAAGGCGAUUGAGAUAAUUAAUAUGGAAAUGAAACAAAAUAUUACAGAUAAUAUAAGCAUG